AUGAAAUUUUCACUUUCACAAUUGGCCAAACCAUACUUGAUCCGUCCAUUCCUCCAGUUUUCGUUUACACGCUCAAUUGCCAUGUCUCAAAAUCAGUAUAAGCUUGUCUGUUUGGGUAACCCCUUGCUCGAUCUUCAGACCAACGUCCCCCAGGAGUACUUGAAGAAAUACGACCUCAAGGACAACGACGCCAUCUUGGCUGACGCCAAGCACUUGCCCAUCUACGACGAGAUCCUCAACAACAAGGACUUGAUUUUAGUUGCCGGUGGAGCGGCGCAGAAUACCGCGAGAGGUGCCCAAUAUAUCCUCCCACCACACAGCGUGGUCUACUUUGGCUCCGUCGGUAAAGACGUUUACGCUGAACGGUUAAACGAGGCCAAUGCCAAGUACGGGUUGGCUACUAGAUACCAACUCCAGGACGAUUACGCUACCGGCAAAUGCGCUGCUCUCAUCUACGACCACCAUAGGUCGCUUGUCACGGACCUUGCAGCUGCAAACCAUUUCAAGCCAGAACACUUGCAAAAGCCUGAAAACUGGGCCAUUGUCGAAGCAGCUACUCAUUAUUACGUGGGUGGAUUCCACUUGACUGUUUCCCCCGACGCGAUCAAGCUCCUCGGCGAAGAAGCCGCCAAAAACAACAAACCCUUGGCGCUCAACUUCUCGGCUCCGUUCAUUGCCCAGUUCUUCAAGGACCAAUUGGACUCGGUCUUGCCUUAUGUCGACUAUGUCAUUGCCAACGAGUCGGAAGCCGAGGCCUAUGCCGAGUCGCAUGACCUCAAGACUAAGGACGUGGCCGAGAUUGCCAAACACGUAGCGCAAUUGCCAAAGAAGAACACCAAGAGACCUCGUACGGUUAUCUUUACUCAGGGAACUGACCCCACCAUCACCGUUACCCAGGGCAAAGAUGGGGAAUUGCAAGUUGAGACGUACCCGGUGAAGCCAUUGGCGAAGGAAGACGUGGUGGACACCAAUGGUGCUGGUGAUGCCUUUGCUGCUGGUUUCAUUGCCUCCUUGGUCCAAGGUAAGGAUCUUGCCGAUGCUGUUGACGUGGGUCAAUGGGCUGCUGCGUUGUCUAUCCAGGAAGUCGGGCCAUCCUUCCCGUUCCCAAAGAAGGAGUACACCAAGUGA
This is a messenger RNA of Lodderomyces beijingensis, 1128 nucleotides long. NCBI's taxonomy places the organism in Eukaryota, Fungi, Ascomycota, Pichiomycetes, Serinales, Debaryomycetaceae. The record is from the annotation of a GenBank genome assembly.